Molecule: messenger RNA, 1236 nt
Organism: Symbiodinium sp. CCMP2456
Lineage: Eukaryota; Dinophyceae; Suessiales; Symbiodiniaceae
Source: the annotation of a GenBank genome assembly
GUGUUGUGCACGGAGCUGGAAUCCAGCAAGCAGCAGCUGGCAAAGCAAGGUGCAGAGGCACAGGCGGAGUCUUCGUCGCUGCGCGACGAGGUGGGCAGGCUGUUGGAAGAGUGCGCUGCUCUGCGAUCCGAGAUGUCGUCAGAGGUCGCAGAGAGAGAGCAGCGAAGGGCCCAGGCCGAGCCGCAGGCUGAGGACUUGGAGCUGUCGAGCAGCCGCUGCGAGGUGCAGACAGCUGUGAAGCUGGAGGACUAUCUUUGCGUUCCUUGGAGUGUAGAGAGGGUGCAGGUUGCAUGUACAGUCGGGUUCGGACGCUGCCAAAGCGGAGUCGUCUUGGCAUUGGAGCUUGCUGUGGAGCUUUGGUUCUGGCAGUGCCUGUUUUUGAACCUUGCAGACUUGCAGGUCUCCCUGCACCACAAACAUCGAAAGCCUGCCGAGCUCAAGGAGCCCUGUAGUCGGUUCGAGACCUUCCGGCGACUCGAGGAGAAGACUAAAGCAGAGGGACCGGAGAGCGGCAAUGGCUCGGAGCUGUUUCUGCUCAGGCACUAUGUGCAAAUGUCGGCUUUUCCAUGGCAGCCAGUCGCAGUAGCGAUCAACAUUCCCGGAAAAGCUCUGGUAACAGACUUGAGGGGCCCUUCAAUUAAAGAAGGCUUUCAGUGUGCUCUUCUCCGCUUCAACUCCCAGCGGACGGAGCUAAGCUGCUGGGGCCAAAAUGACAAAGGUCAGCUGGGCCAGGGCGACACACUGCCACGUCCGAACCAGCAGGCACCGGUCCUGUUGGGAGCCCAGGUAGUGCAGAUCAGCAGCGGGGCGUACCACAGCUGCGCCCUCCUGCAGACCGGUGAGGUGAAGUGCUGGGGUGCGAACAAUCGUGGCCAGCUUGGCUUGGGCGACUCUGCCAACCGCGGGGACGACCCAAAGGAGAUGGGCGACUUCCUGGCCCCGGUCGGACUGGGACCUUGCAAGGCCCUGGAGGUGCGGCUUGGCCUCGAACACAGCUGCGCCCGGCUCGACGAUGGGCGCGUGAAGUGUUGGGGUGCCAAUGGCCAGGGGCAGGCUCGCACGGGAGGUCCCGCCUCCAUCGGUCUUUGGCCAUGGGAGCUUGGCGAGGCUUUGGUCCCAGAGCCCUUAGGGACUGGGCGGCGAGCGAUUGGCCUCUUGGCAGGUUCCUGGCAUAGCUGUGCCAUCCUUGAUGACCAGACCUCCAAGUGUUGGGGCUCUGGAGCAGAAAGCACCUAG